Molecule: messenger RNA, 1240 nt
Organism: Quercus robur (English oak)
Lineage: Eukaryota; Viridiplantae; Streptophyta; Magnoliopsida; Fagales; Fagaceae
Exons: 4
Coding region: 196-1026 (276 amino acids)
Biological process (GO): translation
Cellular component (GO): mitochondrial large ribosomal subunit
Molecular function (GO): structural constituent of ribosome
Source: RefSeq, a predicted model, not a curated record
UGCUCCAACUAAUAAGCUCCAAACUCCAUAGUCCAAACCCAUCCGGCCAUCCCUAAAAACUCCUAAAACCUCAGUGAAUUUCAUUUGGGACAUGACAGCAACCUUAAACUCACCACUCCAAGUGAAGUCCACGCCCAAAAUGAGCUGAAACCCACACAGACUUCUCAGCUUCACCACAAAAAGAAAAAAAAAGAAAUGUUGAGAAGAAGACUUUCUUCCAUCCUCUCCAACUCAAUCCUGUCACUCCGCGCCAAUACCAAUCCCAAUCUCAUACUCCAACCUUUACGCUUCACACAAUGCCUUGACUCUACUUCCAUAUUGACUGUCCAGAAAGUGCCCACAGUUUUUGAGAGCAUUAGGUGGUACAGCCUUUUGAGUCUGAACGAUCUGAGAGACAAGGUCCCGAGGAAGCAGAAGACAAGGAAGGGCAGAGGAAUUGGGUCAGGGAAAGGCAAGACUGCUGGGAGGGGUCACAAGGGACAGAGAGCCAGAGGCUCUGGGAAGCUCGGCUUUGAAGGGGGUCAGACCCCACUUCGUCGUCGCUUGCCCAAGCGUGGCUUCCAUAAUCCAUUUAGUCUCACUUUUCAGCCAGUAGGCUUGGGAAAAAUUGCCAAACUUAUAAAUGCUGGGAAGAUAGAUUCUUCUGAAUUGAUUACAAUGAAAACACUCAAGGAUACAGGGGCAAUAGGAAAGCAAAUAAAAGAUGGAGUAAGAUUGAUGGGACGAGGUGCUGAACAAAUCAAGUGGCCAAUUCAUCUGGAGGUUUCAAGGGUCACAGUUAGGGCAAAGGAAGCAGUUGAAGCUGCUGGUGGGUCUGUUAGAAGAGUGUAUUACAACAAAUUGGGCUUCCGAGCACUGCUCAAGCCUGAGUGGUUUGAAAAGAAAGGCAGGUUGUUGCCCAAAGCAGCUAGGCCUCCCCCGAAACAAAGGGAUAAAGUUGAUAGCAUCGGCCGAUUGCCUGCCCCAACCAAACCUAUACCAUUUUCAGUUGACGAAAAGGAGGCAGCCUCCAGUUCAUCUGCUUAAUAAACCAACUGCGCAGUUUGUUGGCUCAUUCAAGAAUUGGUUAUUUGAUGACAAGUUAGCAUGUAAGCAAAUUUUGUUUCCUUUAAGAUUGUAGGUGCAGUAAAUUUCAAUAUGCUUUGCACAAGCUAGUUGCUGUGCUUCAAAACAAAAUUUGAAAAGACUGAGGGAAAAUGCUUUUGCGCGAUCUCAACAGAGUGAGGAAAGCUUUCUACUU